GGCAAUGGAACUUCAGUUAAUAGUUUCAUAAUAGCAUAACAAGGUAGUCAUUAAAACGAUAUGCACAUAUCGGCCAUUAAAAUGAAGUUCUUUAGUCAGCAAUGCUGUCUUAUGGUGAUAUUCUUCGCAUCGUUUGUCACCACAGAACAAAUUUGUCAAAUAUCCGAUGACGAGUUGAAGAAAAUUGACCAAAUAUUAACUCACAUUGAAGAACCAAUCUACGCAGUACAAGACGAUAACACCGAAACCAGUGACAGUGAUGAGUGUGCACAAAUGCUGAACGGGAUCCACUUCCAGUUGAGACGGCUUACUCAGCGAUACAAACUUAUGAACAAGGGCUAUGUAAAAGCCGAGGAGUUCCAGAAAAUGGCAAAGGAUUACGAAGAUCAAUUAACAACUCUGAAUCGGGAAUUGGAACAUCUGAAAGCUGAAGCGAAAAGUGGCUUGAAUCUAAAGAUGGAAGCCCUUAAGAAAAAUAUUAAAGAACUUGAGCAAAAUGUUACGCUGCUUCAUCAAGAUCUAAGAGGAAUUGCGGACGAGUACGGAAAAGUACAAAAAGACCUCUGUUUGACGUACCUUGAAUCGAAUCAAAUUAGUAAAGCCAAGGCAAAGAUUAAGGAUAUCGAUUCCAAAUAUUUGAUGGAGCUUGUGAAGCAAUUUUCAGAAAUUAGUAAGGGAAGAUUUUUGUCGGUUUUAGAUCUCUCAGCAGCUAUUCCCGAUUUGGAUGAUCGAGGUCAGGCAUACAAAACCAUCUUCCAAAUUUUGCAGACACAGCACUUGCUGGAAGGAGAAUCUUCGGUGUUACUGGAAGCCGAAAUUCAAAAACUGAAUGCUACAUUCAAGCCGGAGACAAAAAUUACGGACGAAAGAAAAAAGGAAAUUCAUAAUUUGCUAGAUAUGUUGAGCCGUCAUUCGAGUAAAGCUCUUGAACAGUGGACAAUGAAUUUGAAUAGUUCUGAAAAUAGUUCCAUUAUUAAGAACGCGAUGGACCGAAUGUUUCUGACACAACUGGACAGCUUUGCAAAAUAUAUCACGGCUUACAACUACUACCACAGUACGAGAAAUUUUGUCCAGCUACUCGCGUUGUCCUCGAAUUAUUACAAAAUUGCUGCGUACAAGAGAAUGAUUGAGGAAAAAGUUAAUCAAAGCUUGGCUCUAAUAAUGAUCGACAUGCUUUCCAUGGAGAAAACAGAACUAAAAUAUGAUGCACAUGUUCCAGGAGAAGUUGAACAAUUGUACGACUUUACCUUUGAGUUGUUGCCAGGAAGCUUAAAAAGUAUUCGAUCGUGUCUGAAGAAUUUUAAGAUUUCGAACCAGGAUACCAAUCAGUGCAUUCUUGCCACAGAUGAAAGAGAAGAAGUUAAACAUCCAAAUUUGGAAAAGGUGAUGGGACAUUUGAAGCGAGUUACUCUAAGUAUCAAUAACUGUUCCACGUUCCGUCUGGAGCCGUCAUCUGAUAGAACUUCCCUCAGGAUUGUAACUGCUACAGGGAAUGCAUUGACGAAUGUCAACGCAGCCCUUCGAAAUUCGGAAUGGUUCAGUCGGGUGGGAGCGCCAUACAGCAACAAUAGAGGUAUGCAGCUGGAUAGCAGUCAAGAUUGGAUACUGGAAGCUAACUUUGAAAACAGUUCGAUAAAGAUCGAGUCGGAUUUCAAUGUAUACCAGAUGGGGAGGAAUAUAGACCACCUGGUAGUUCAGCACUUCAAUGAGAGGCCUGAAGUUGCAGUGGCUAGAUAUGGAUUUCUGGGAAUGAGACAUGGUGGAGUAAACGAGAAGCGUGCUGAAUGGAAGUUUGAAUGUGUUUGAUUUGAAUAUAACAAAACCAAAAAACCUUUUAUAAACUAUUUCAAAAUACAAAUGAGGGAAUGUUGGUAAUCAUAAUAUGAAUCGAUAUGAUAAAAAUAAUAAAUGUUCCAUACAACAUGUUACGAAUCUGAUUGGUAAACUAUUUAAAUUGACAACUAAUUU
Armigeres subalbatus is the source of this 1968-nucleotide messenger RNA. RefSeq lists its product as uncharacterized. The record is from RefSeq and is a predicted model, not a curated record. Bases 61 to 1806 code for a protein of 581 amino acids. The transcript has a single exon. NCBI's taxonomy places the organism in Eukaryota, Metazoa, Arthropoda, Insecta, Diptera, Culicidae.